Pleuronectes platessa (European plaice) is the source of this 2088-nucleotide messenger RNA. It is a transcript of the gene tyw2, whose product is annotated as tRNA methyltransferase 12 homolog. The record is from RefSeq and is a predicted model, not a curated record. Gene Ontology annotation, biological process: tRNA methylation. The transcript has 7 exons. Gene Ontology annotation, cellular component: cytoplasm. Gene Ontology annotation, molecular function: tRNA methyltransferase activity. NCBI's taxonomy places the organism in Eukaryota, Metazoa, Chordata, Actinopteri, Pleuronectiformes, Pleuronectidae. The coding region runs from base 120 to 1325 and encodes 401 amino acids.
GAUCCGACUGGAAACACGUUCUUGUUUAUGGUUAUGGAGCAGCUACGAUCCCUGCAGCUGAUUCGUCGCUCCUGAUCCUUUGAAACCGAAACCCAGAGGAGUCCGAUGUGUGCUUGUAAAUGGACGGGGCGCCGUGUCUUCGUGUGUCUCAGUGUCACACACAACAGUUCAGGAGGUGUCUCCAGUCCAGAGGAGCUCUAGAUCUGAGUAUGCGUCUGUUGAAAGACUCAGAUGGAACCGUCCUCUUACCCAUAUCCCCGUCCUGUGUGUCACAGCUGGAUCUGCACUCUCUCAGAAGCAUGGUGGCCUCAGGCAGCAUGUGUGAACUAGUUUGGAGUCGGACGAAUAAAGAGAAGGGAAAGACGAGUGGCAGUCAACUUGAACAAAUCCUCCAGGAUCUGCUGGAGUCUCAUGUUGAAAGAUGGACAGAGGAGAUGAGGGCGGACCUCCCUCGCAGCUUCCAGAGGCACGGAGACCUCGUCCUGCUGGGGGCCGGCUGUUUCUCCCUCCCUCUGUGGAAGAAAAUGGAUGGACGGCUGUGGAGAGCAGUGGCCGAAGGUCUGGGGGCAACGCGUUUGGCAAAGAUUAGUCGAAUUUCCAGUGAUGGAUUUAGGUCUCCGGCAGUGACGAUGCUGCUGGGAGAGCACAGCUGGGUCAAACAUGUGGACAAUGGUAUCAGGUAUGAGUUCGAUGUCACCAAAUCUAUGUUUUCAGCCGGAAACAUAACGGAGAAGCUGCGCGUGGCUGGAUUCGACUGCACAGGAGAGACGGUGGUGGAUUUAUAUGCAGGUAUCGGAUACUUCACUCUUCCACUACUGGUCCACGCUGGGGCCAGCCAUGUUCACGCCUGCGAGUGGAACCCUGAUGCUGUCGAAGCUUUACAGAAAAACCUGGAGGCCAACGAGGUGUCUGACCGCUGCACAAUCCACCGAGGAGACAACCGAGAGCUCCGGCUGUGUGACAUUGCUGACCGCGUCAACCUGGGUCUCAUACCGAGCUCGGAGGACGGCUGGCCUGUCGCCUGUCGCCUGCUGAAGAGGACCACGGGUGGUAUUUUGCACAUUCACCAGAAUGUCACCUCACCGUUACCGACCACUGAAGCCAUUCCAGCAAUCGAUGAUGCCGUGCACAGGGUUUCUGGGAAGAAGGCCGACAGAGAGGCGUGGCAGGCCUGGGCUGAGGACACAGCAAACCUCAUUGCUUCUCUUCUGAGGGACAUCAGUGGUGCCUCCUGGUUGACAAACGUCCAGCACAUAGAGCAUGUGAAGUCAUACGCACCUCAUGUCCACCAUGUUGUCCUGGACCUGGAGUGCAGACCUGUGUGAGCUGAAGAACACAGAUGCAGAGAGGACACAGGGACUCUGAACUUUUGAAUGCACUGAAGUUACUUUUUUACUAGAAGAAAAAGGUUGAGGAUUCCAAGAGAACAACUCCAGCUGGUUUCUGUGAUUAUUUUACUUGUCAGUCGGGGAAAUCUGCUGCUGCAGUGUUUUUCUAAAACCUCGGGCAGGUUGAGCAUUAAUGCAGUUUUUUGGUAUCUUUUUUUUCCAAAAACCCUCGUGCAAUUUUAAUUACAUGGAAGCUGUCCAGCUUUACCCAUCCACAGCCUUAACUGCCUCAUCUGCCUUAUCUGCUGACCGGAGAACUUAACAGGAGCAUGAGUAGGUAAAGGUUUAAAGGAAAAACACUCACACACUCGUGAGAAUUGGCAACGAUGUGAAUCAUAUGAUCUGGUCUCUUCACGCAUCAGAUCUAAACCCAAUUGAACAGCUAAAGCAGAUAUUGGAAUCCAAAUAAGGGAAAAUCUUCCGGUUGAACGGCGUUCAUCCUUCCAGUAGUGAUCUAUGCCAAUGAGCACUGAGGCUCUGAAAAUGACUUGUGGUGGAUUCACAUGUUCUUUGCAGUUUUUCUUGUGUCAUCCUUCUGCAUCUGCUGUGGGGGAAUCAGGAGCUCAAUGUAGAUCCAUAUUAGACUGAUAAGGUUUGAUUUAUGAGUGUUAUCAGUCUUAUGGAAAUACAAAGUCUCCAGGAAUAUCCAGGGCUAUGUCUUUUUAUACAGUCUAUAUAGUAUGGGGGCGAGGCAAUAUGG